Messenger RNA from Carassius auratus (goldfish), 2023 nucleotides. RefSeq names its product sorting nexin-24-like. Gene Ontology annotation, molecular function: phosphatidylinositol phosphate binding. The transcript is spliced from 7 exons. NCBI's taxonomy places the organism in Eukaryota, Metazoa, Chordata, Actinopteri, Cypriniformes, Cyprinidae. The record is from RefSeq and is a predicted model, not a curated record. Bases 206 to 724 code for a protein of 172 amino acids.
GCAGCAUUGCACCCGCGCACUCACCGCUGAACCGCCUGCAGGCGAUGGAGAAGAAGCGCGUGGAAUAUUUUCAAUUCUUUUCAUGUCAGUCAGGCGCUCAGUGAACUUGACAACCAUUAAAAUCACGGCGAAGGACCCACCAAAAAUCUCGCACAGUUAUUCGACCUGUCGUGCCACAUAAAUAACGGAUACAUCUCGUCGGAUCAUGCAUCCCGUAGAAGUGUCAAUCCCGUCUUUUCGGUCGGAGGGCAGUAACGCGGAGAAGGGUUACACGGUUUUUAAGAUCGAGGUGCUCAUGUGUGGUAGACAGCACACUGUCGAGAAACGAUACAGUGAAUUUUACGCUCUGCAUAAAAUGCUUAAAAAGAUCAUCAAACCUCCAGAAAUCCCUUCGAAGCAUGUGAGGAACUGGGUGCCCAAGGUUCUUGAUCAGAGGAGACAUGGACUCGAGCUCUACCUCCAGACUAUACUCAUGGAAAAUGAGGUUCUUCCAAAGAUAUUCUUGGAUUUCCUCAAUAUCCGCCAUUUCCCGUCACUGCCAAAAACGGAGAGUUGCGGAUCAUUUGAAACUGAAUCAGAGGAAUCAAGUAAACUGACACAUCAACCAGCUCUUCUCUUCCUGAGGGAUCCCUAUCUGCUGCCUAGCACCAACGAUACAUUCUCAAAUAUGGUUAUUGAAGGUGUGAUUCGUGGAAUAUUUUACCCAGACUUCCAGCCGAGGUAGAUCUCAGCACUACGGACGACGUCACAUUCAGUUCACAGAUAAAAAGGGAUUCGUAUUACUAACACUAAAUCACGCAGCACCAGUUUAACAGACUCCAUCUUAUCAGCCUUAAGAGCGUAGUUCGGCAUCAGCACUCGUUUGUUUCUGUGUCCCGUGUUUGCAGGAAUUGAGAUUUUAUUUUGACACAAAGUAAACAUUCAUACCAAGGUUUCGUUUAAGUACCUUUGCAUAUAUUUGCACAUCUGUGCUCGUGUCAUAUGUGAGAUCAGAUGAUGUUUGAUCCAAUGACUGUGCGUUACUCCAAGUGAGGUGACUUGUGAAAUACCGUAUUUUCCGGACUAUAAGUCGCACUUUUUUCAUAGUUUGGCUGGUCCUGCGACUUAGUCGGGUGCGACAUAUUUAUCAAAAUUAAUUUGACAUGAACCAAGAGAAAACAUUACCGUCUCCAGCCACGAGAGGGCGCUCUAUGCUGCUCAGUGCUCCUGUAGUCCACACUGAAAACACAGAGCGCCCUCUCAUGGCUGUAGAUGGUAAUGUAUUCUCUUGGUAAAUGUGACUUAUAUGUAUUUUUCCUCAUCAUGACGUAUUUUUGGACUGAUGCAACUUGUACUCAGGUGCGACUUAUAGUCCGAAAAAUACGGUAAGUCUUGAACUGAUCCUUUUUAUUAUGUUAUGAAUUAUUUUAUGAACGAUAUUUUCAUUGUUUUUGAUGUGGCAAUUAUUGAUUACCAGUUUAAAUAGCGAAAAGGGAAGUACUGAAUGAAUCAAACCAGUGUAAAGCCAGUCUGUCUUGCAUCAUGUUACUGUCCAAAACUGUGAGAAAAGCCGUUUGAUAAAAGUAAAACACUUGGCGUUCCCCGCUGCUAACCUGCAGCUAAGUAAACCAUUUUCAGUGGAUUAUCUUCUUUGAAAAUGCAGUUUAAUCUGGACUAAUAUUAGUCUAAUAUUUCUAGUGAUUAACUUCACAGAGUAGUAAGAGUUCAUGAACACUAUUGUAACAGUUUCUCACUACUGUUGGAAGUAGUAGAGAAGAUAAUGCAGUUUGAGAAGUUUAACCUGUUUAGAUGAUAUAAAGCUGAUAGUGAAACUGAAACAGGAUUUGUUAUGUACCAGUUCUAGAUUUGUUGUUUUUUUCAUUUAGAGGUCUUAAUUCUGUAUAUGGACAGUGUGUCAUUCCAUCAUGUGUGUGUUAUUGUUAACACUUUGGAUUCUCAUGCACUUUAACAAGGGUGAAAAGGUCAGUUGUAAAUGUAUAUCAUUUUAAACCUGAAAGCAAUAAAACAUCUAAUUCAUUCAUUA